Messenger RNA from Corylus avellana, 1428 nucleotides. It is a transcript of the gene OTC, whose product is annotated as ornithine carbamoyltransferase. Lineage: Eukaryota; Viridiplantae; Streptophyta; Magnoliopsida; Fagales; Betulaceae. The record is from RefSeq and is a predicted model, not a curated record. Gene Ontology annotation, cellular component: intracellular membrane-bounded organelle. Gene Ontology annotation, biological process: L-citrulline biosynthetic process. Gene Ontology annotation, molecular function: ornithine carbamoyltransferase activity; amino acid binding.
CCAUUUGACGGAAAUAACUAUGUUGAUCAUCUAAAUUCAUGCCCUAAAAACAACAACUCUCUAAAAAUCUCUCUUCAGUUGUAGCGUAUCUCACACAGCAACAAUGGCGGCAAUCUCCGGUUACUCUUCUCCGAUAGCGUCAGACAAGGCCUCUCUCUCAUCCUCACGUUCGAUUUCCUCCGGUCUCCAUCUCCGGCAAUCAACGCGGUUCCCCCGAAAAUUUUCAGGAAUUUCCGUGUCUUCUCCGGGGAGCUUUCCGGCUCUCCGGAGACGGUUCUCGUGUCAGGCCUCCUCCGCUACUUCGCCACCUUCGCCGUCCGUCAAUGGCCAAGAUCUGAAGGAUUUUCUGCACAUUAGUGAUUUUGACAAAGCCACUAUUUUGAAGAUCUUAGGCCGGGCUUUAGAAGUCAAGGCCUUGCUCAAAUCAGGAGAGAGGACAUUUCUCCCAUUCAAGGGGAAGACAAUGGCAAUGAUCUUUGCAAAGCCAUCCAUGAGAACACGGGUUUCUUUUGAGACUGGGUUUUUCUUGCUUGGAGGCCAUGCAAUAUAUUUGGGGCCUGAUGAUAUUCAGAUGGGUAAGCGGGAGGAAACUCGUGAUGUCGCUCGUGUUUUGUCUGGCUAUAAUGACAUUAUCAUGGCACGUGUCUUUGCUCAUCAGGACAUUCUUGACCUAGCUAAACAUGCAACUGUCCCUGUCGUUAACGGCCUGACGGACUACAACCAUCCUUGCCAGAUAAUGGCAGAUGCCCUCACUAUUAUUGAACAUAUCGGCCAGUUGGAAGGAACCAAGGUCGUCUAUGUAGGAGAUGGAAAUAACAUUGUGCACUCUUGGUUAUUAAUGGCAGCAGUUAUCCCCUUCCAUUUUGUUUGUGCAUGUCCUAAAGGUUUUGAACCAGAUGAGAAAACAGUUGAGAAGGCACGAAAGGCUGGAAUCAGUAAGAUCGAAAUAACUAAUGAUCCAAAGGAAGCUGUUAGAGGAGCCGAUGUUGUCUACUCAGAUGUGUGGGCCAGCAUGGGGCAAAAAGAGGAAGCUGCCCAUCGACGUCAAGUGUUUCAAGGCUUUCAGGUGGACGAAAAUCUUAUGAAGUUGGCAGGCCCAAAGGCUUUCUUCAUGCAUUGUUUACCAGCAGAAAGAGGAGUGGAGGUGACUGAUGGAGUUGUUGAAGCUCCAAAUUCCAUUGUUUUCCCACAAGCUGAGAAUCGGAUGCAUGCACAGAAUGCUAUAAUGCUUCAUCUGCUUGGCUUGUAAUUGCAAAUUAGCCCCAUUUGUUGAAGCGGCUAAACUAUAAAUUCGCAAUCGUGUUUUCAGGUUGAAUUUUGGGGGUUAAAACGUAUUUCCAAAAUGGUCUUUUGCUUUCUUCCAAAGCACUGUUCGAACGUUGGAACUUAAAAAUAAUAUUGUGGUUUGCAGUUUGCACUGCACUUCAA